Messenger RNA from Danio rerio (zebrafish), 3637 nucleotides. Lineage: Eukaryota; Metazoa; Chordata; Actinopteri; Cypriniformes; Danionidae. The record is from RefSeq and is a predicted model, not a curated record.
CCCACCUUUCUCAGAGUGAAACCGAAAGCGUUCGUGUCGAGUGAAGAAACGCCAUUUUGAAGGAUUGAAGAACAAAAGUUUCCUUCGUGUGACACGAUUUGUGCAGUCCUAGUCUUACUAGUCAAGCUAAAAGUUUUCAGGUAGGUGUAUAGGCAAGUUGGCAGCACCGUGGCCCUCCAGAACACCUCACAGAAUACAGUUGUGGGGCCUGAAAUCAAGUGUCUAAUAUAAUAGGAGGAGAAAUAGAAAAGCCAAUCAAAGUAGUCAUUAAGGAUGGAAAGGGAAGCUAAACAUUCAAUUGAAAUGAGUGUGUUUGAAGAGAGAGAGGGGGAGGCUUCCAUUCAGACUGUGAGAGCAGUUUCUCCGUUAUCUAGCUGUGUGUCUAUGAAGAGUGAUCACUCCAUGGGUCUCCCCCCUGAUCUCAGUGAUGGAGCUGUUAACGCUGUCAGCAAGAGAAAGAAAGAGUCUUCUCCAUUAUCUAGCUGUGUGUCUAUGAAGAGUGACCACUCCAUGGGUCUCCCCCCUGAUCUCAGUGAUGGAGCUGUUAACGCUGUCCGCAAGAGAAAGAAAAAGUCUUCUCCAUUAUCUAGCUGUGUGUCUAUGAAGAGUGACCACUCCAUGGGUCUCCCCCCUGAUCUCAGUGAUGGAGCUGUCAACUCUGUCAGCAAGAGAAAGAAAGAGUCUUCUCCAUUAUCUAGCUGUGUGUCUAUGAAGAGUGACCACUCCAUGGGUCUCCCCCCUGAUCUCAGUGAUGGAGCUGUCAACUCUGACUCUGUAUAUUCCUACUAUCAGAAUCACAUCAGUCAUUAUAAAACAGAGGCAAACCUGCUGAAUGAUUCUUACCAACCAGUGCCUGAUAAUCUCCAGAGAGUCAAAGAGCAGCACAGAUUCAUUAUGAAGAUCAAGUACGAGAGCUUAUUUGAGGGAGUGAAACUCCAGCAGAAUCAAACCCUCCUGAACAGUAUUUACACACAGCUGUACAUCAUAGAGGGAGAGAGUGAAGGAGUGAAUGAAGAACAUGAGGUGCUGCAGAUGGAGAAGAGAUACAAGACUCUCCAAGACACUCCAAUCAACUGCAAUGACAUCUUUAACCCUUCAGCUGAAGCAGGAGAUGAGGAGAAGAGCAGAGAGGAGAAAGAGCAGAUCAAGACUGUUCUCACUAAAGGCAUCGCUGGAAUUGGAAAAACCGUCUCUGUGCAGAAGUUCAUUCUGGACUGGGCCGAGGGAAAAGCCAAUCAGGAUGUAGAUUUCAUCUUUGUGCUUCCAUUUCGAGAGCUGAACUUGAUUAAAGAUCAUCAGUACAGUCUUCACACACUUCUGCUGGACUUUCAUCCUGAACUUCAGCAUCUGGACUCACAGAUUUAUGAGGAGUGUAAAGUCGUGUUCAUCUUUGAUGGUCUAGAUGAAAGCAGAAUCACACUGAUGUUUUCAGACUGUCAGAAAGUUUCUGAUGUGACUGAAGCUUCAUCAGUGAGUGUGUUGAUGUCAAACCUCAUGAAAGGAGAUCUGCUUCCCUCCGCUCUCAUCUGGAUCACCAGCAGACCAGCAGCAGCCAAUCAGAUCCCCUCAAAACACAUCAGCCUCGUGACGGAGAUUCAGGGCUUCAAUGACCCUCAGAAGGAGGAAUAUUUCAGGAAGAGAAUCAGAGAUGAAGAUCAAGCCAGCAGAAUCAUCUCCCACAUCAGAAGAGCAAGAAGCCUCCACAUCAUGUGCCACAUACCCGUCUUCUGCUGGAUCUCAGCCACUGUGCUUCAAACCAUCCUGAAAGAAGAUCUGAGUGCAGAAAUCCCUCAAACUCUGACUGAGAUGUACAUCCACUUCCUCCUCAUUCAGACACACAUGAGGAAGCAGAAGUAUGAAGAGAGAGAUCCAGAGAAACUCCUGCGGUCCAACAGAGACGUGAUUGUGAAACUUGCUGAACUGGCUUUCAAUCAGCUAAUGAAGGGCAAUGUGAUGUUCUACGAGGAGGACCUGAUUGAGAGCGGGAUAGACGUCGCUGACGCCUCAGUGUAUUCUGGGAUCUGCACUGAGAUCUUCAGAGAGGAAUCUGUGAUUAAUCAGAGGAAGGUUUACAGCUUUGUUCAUCUGAGCUUUCAGGAGUGUUUUGCAGCACUGUAUGUGUUUUACUACUAUUUACACAACAACACUGAGGUGAUGAAGAUGUUCCUGACAGGACAAUACAGAACUCAGAGUGAGAAAGUUCCUCUGGAUGUGCUUCUGAAGGAAGCAGUAAAUAAAGCCUUGGAGAGUAAAACUGGACACCUGGAUCUGUUCCUGCGAUUUCUUCAUGGCGUCUCACUGGAGUCCAAUCAGAGACUCUUACAGGAUCUGCUGAAACACACAGAGAACGACCCAGAGAUCAUCAAGAAAAUAAUCCACAACCUCAAACGAGGACAGAAAAACAACAUCAGUCCUGAAAGAUGGAUUAAUCUCUCCUACUGUUUGAUUGAGAUGAAGGACAAUUCUCUUGUGGAAGAAGUGCAAUUGUUGUUAAAAUCUAAAGCAAAAAGUAAAAUUCUUUCUCUUGCACAAUGUUCAACUUUGGCAAACAUGAUCCUGAUGUCGGAUGAAGUGCUGGAUGAGCUAGUCAUUAAAAAGUACAACAUCAAAUCAAGAGAAGGCCGAUGGAGAUUGAUACCUGCUGUGAGAAACUGCAGAAGAGCUCUAUUGGCACGAUGUUAUCUUGCAGAUCAACACUGUGAAACUGUGGCUUCAGCUCUACAAUCAUCAAACUCCCCCCUGAGAGAGCUGGACCUGAGUCACAAUAAACUGCAGGAUUCAGGAGUGAAGCUGAUCUGUGCUGGACUGAAGAGCCCAAACUGUCAACUCAACAUUCUGAGACUGGCAAAAUGCAACCUCACUGAUGAGUGCUGUGAAACUGUGGCUUCAUUUCUACAAUCAUCAAACUGUGUCCUGAAAGAGCUGGACCUACGCAACAAUCGUCUGCAGGAUUCAGGAGUGAAGCUGAUUUUUACUGCAUUAAAGAGUGAGAACUGUCAACUCAACACACUGAGAUUGUCAGACUGUAACCUCACUGAUCAGUGCUGUGAAACUGUGGCUUCAUCUCUACAAUCAUCAAACUGCCCCCUGAGAGAGCUGGACCUGAACAAUAAUUCUCUGCAGGAUUCAGGAGUGAAGCUGAUUUUUACUGCAAUAAAGAGUGAGAACUGUCAACUCAACACACUGAGAUUGUCAGGCUGUAAUCUCACUGAUCAGUGCUGUGAAACUGUGGCUUCCUCUCUACAAUCAUCAAACUGCCCCCUGAGAGAGCUGGACCUGAGUAACAAUGAGCUGCAGGAUUCAGGAGUGAAGCUGAUCUGUGCUGGACUGAAGAGUCUAAACUGUCAACUCAAUAUACUGAGUGUGGAUCAUGGAGGAGAAUUCAGGACUGUAUCAACACUACACAAAUACGCCUGUGAACUCACACUGGAUCCAAACACAGCGCACACACACACCUCGCUCUGUCUGAGGAGAACAGAAAGGCGACGCGUGUGAAGGAGAGUCAGUCUUAUCCUCGUCAUCCAGACAGAUUUGAUGUGUAUUGUCAGGUUGUGAGUAAAGAGAGUCUGACUGGACGCUGUUACUGGGAGACUCAGUGGAGCGGAGAUAAAGCUGGAAUAUCAGUGUGUUAUAAAGG